GUGCUAACAGAGGUCAUCUGGUCCAGUCUUGUGCCUCCGGGCAGGUAGACCCUUAAACUGAUAAGGACAGUCUCCAGCUGCGGAAUCCCCACUUACUCCCCCCUGAUGCGGGUGGUCAAUGGGGUGGAUGCCAAACCCUACAGCUGGCCGUGGCAGGUCUCCCUGCAGUACCUGUCAGGAGGACAGUACUACCACACCUGCGGAGCCAGCCUCAUCUCCCAGGACUGGAUCCUCACCGCCGGACACUGCAUCUCGAAAUCUCGCACCUACCAGGCGGUGCUGGGAGAGUACGACCGCGGAGUCUAUGAGGGCAGCGAGCAGACCAUCCCCAUCCUCUCCCAGCAUAUCUUCGUGCACCCGCUCUGGAACCCCAACUGCGUCUCCUGCGGCAAUGACGUGGCCCUCAUGAAGCUCUCCCAGAGGGCCCAGCUCAGCGACAAGGUGCAGCUGGCCUGUCUGCCACCAGCAGGCCAGAUCCUGCCCCACAAUACUCCCUGCUACGUCAGCGGUUGGGGCACCCUCUACACCGGAGGCCCGCUCCCUAACAAGCUGCAGCAGGCCCUGCUGCCCGUCGUGGACCACGCUCACUGCUCCCAACGGGACUGGUGGGGCAGCACGGUCAUGCAGACCAUGAUCUGUGCCGGCGGGGACAUCAAGUCAGCCUGCAACGGAGACUCCGGGGGACCGCUCAACUGCAAGGGAUCCGACGGCAGGUGGUACAUUCAAGGCAUUGCCAGCUUCGUUUCCAGCAGCGGCUGUAACACCCUGAAGAAGCCCAGCGUCUUCACCCGAGACUCGGCCUUCAUAUCCUGGAUCCAGGGGAUCAUGGCCAGCAACUAGAAGAUGCCAGCCCCUGCCCACGGCUCGGAUAAGCUGUGGCCCCUCUGGUCCCGGAUUCACCUCCCACAUACAUAAUAAACACUGAA
Messenger RNA from Tachyglossus aculeatus (Australian echidna), 926 nucleotides. It is a transcript of the gene CELA3B, whose product is annotated as chymotrypsin like elastase 3B. Bases 106 to 840 code for a protein of 244 amino acids. The transcript has 8 exons. Gene Ontology annotation, biological process: proteolysis. The record is from RefSeq and is a predicted model, not a curated record. NCBI's taxonomy places the organism in Eukaryota, Metazoa, Chordata, Mammalia, Monotremata, Tachyglossidae. Gene Ontology annotation, molecular function: serine-type endopeptidase activity.